Molecule: messenger RNA, 3722 nt
Organism: Puntigrus tetrazona (Sumatra barb)
Lineage: Eukaryota; Metazoa; Chordata; Actinopteri; Cypriniformes; Cyprinidae
Gene: stbd1
Product: starch binding domain 1
Exons: 2
Coding region: 250-1869 (539 amino acids)
Cellular component (GO): membrane
Molecular function (GO): starch binding
Source: RefSeq, a predicted model, not a curated record
CGAACAUGCAUGAAAUAAUCAUAUAAUACAUCACCUACUUCAAAUUUGAAGGAGCAAGCGAUUGGUCGAGAGAAAAAGAGAGCGAGCGAGAGCGCGCGCGCGCGCGCAUUGGCAGCGUGUUCACCUGAUUGCGGGGUUUCUUUUCAUCUUCUGCCGCAUCAAAGGGUCAUUUCGCCCGCGGCGCCGAAAAUGAAGUGAUCGCCAGCGCCGUAAACAUCUUCACAGACGCGUCUCACCCACAGCGUGACCAUGAAGAAGAGCAAACCGAUUGCUCUGGACCGGCGCGAUGUUCAUUCCCUGCUGGAUGUGAUCGGCGGCUUCGGUGCCGUAGUCGCGCUGGGGAUCGUUGCCAUGCUGUCGGUGUGCGCAGCGUUCUUCAUUUACCGAUCCUUUAGAGGUCAGCGCGGGAAGAGCGACGAGGAUAACGGCAACGAAACGACCGUAGCGACGGGAGAAGGGAGCGCGGCUCGGAGGAGGAGGAGAGAGAGGGAUGAUCGACCUGCCGAGUCAACAGGAGAAUGUCAGGAUGAAAAGCAGAAGAGCAGUGAAUCCACUGAACUCUCAUCCACCGAUAACAUGCUCCUUCCUACUGAGGUGCCAGAGAAAGACCCGAAUGAAAGCACUCUUAAGGAUUUGGAGGAAAUUACAGAUGAGCUCCUAACAGACCUGGAACCCGAAAUGGGAGAAAAAACGGAUUCCGAUCUGGAUCAGUGCGUGGAAAUGGAUCCUGAUGAAAACACGGAGUGUGAGGAACAUAUUCGGCGUGAUGAUGGGCGCGAGGUUUUGGCUGACGUGAGUCUAGGUGACAUCCAGUGCAAAUCAAUCAAGAGGGAAAUUGAGGAAUGCCUUGAAAAGUCUGUGAGUUUGGACACCGAUGAGCCGUCUGAAACGGAAAGCGCUCGGGACGUCAUUUAUCAGACAAGUCGAGAUCGCAUCACCGCUCGAAGCAAUUCUUGUCUAGACCGAGCCCCAUCCACUCCCAGCGAGAUCCAAUUAGAGGAAAAGACGUCAACGGUGGAAGAAGCCGAGAACACGAGCAAGAAGUUUGAAGAUCAUCAUGAUUGGCGUUUUCCGCGAACAAAUAACUUUGAUUGCUGUUGCUGGGAUAAGAAGACGGACACGAUGGAGAAAACAAAAGGCCAGCCAUGGUUUCACACUGGAAGCUACGCCACAGACGCCAUAAACCUGAGCCCGGCUGUGGAAACCAUGGUUAACCACAGCGGCAGGUUUGACUUCCAGAACUACUUGGGUUUCCAGACUGAUAAUAUCUUCAUGACCGGUUCUUCAACACGGGUGAGCCUCUCGCAAGACAAGAAAAGCGCCGAAGAGGGUGCUUCCGCGGAUAAGAAACGCGAAAAGAAUGAAAUCAGCAUCAUGGACGCUAUCAUGGACAACAACGAGUGGCUAAACGUAGGUGCGCCCGAGGCCAGAGAUCUUCCAUGGCUUUCGCCAGCCGCAAGCGAAGAAAAACAGACGCAACGAGAAAAAGAAGGGCAAGACGAGGCCGAUUUAGCCAAAGACGAUGAAGAACCGGUGAAUAAAAGAGUAGCGACUGUUCCUCCUCUAUCGCAAGCGGUCAACGUGACCUUCAGGAUUCACUACGUCACAUAUUCUCCGGACCAGCUGGUGGCUGUUACCGGGAGCCUGCAGGAACUGGGGGCCUGGGAGAGAUUCGUUCCGCUGCAGAGAGCCAAGGCCGGGUUCUGGGCCAGCACUAUGAGCCUCCCCGUGGAGAGCCAGGUGGAGUGGAAGUUCGUCCUGGUGGAAGAUGGAAGGAUCUCUCGCUGGGAGGAGUGCGCAAACCGCUAUCUCUUUUUAACGAGCCAAGAUGAAGACCUCUAUCUUGACAAGUGUUGGGGAUGUUGUUGAACUCGGAGGUUACCAUCUUCUAGGGCUGCACGAUUAAUCAAAAUUAAAUGGAAAAUUGCGAUAAGACUGCGGUUUAAAUAAAGAGAAGCGAGCUGCAAUAUGUUUUUACAAAGUGAUCAGUUUAUUCGGAUUUUCUCAUCACGGUAAGUGGCUUUAGAUAAUAAAGAUAAAAAAAUAAAGACUGCAUUAAGUACUAGUAUGGUAAUGUAAAAUUAAAUUAUUAUUAUUAUUAUUAUUAUUAUUAUGAUCAAUUGCUAAAUACUUAUUUUGUUUAUUUUAGAGUGAAAUAUUACAAUAAUAUAUCUUAUUAAUAUUAUUACUUUUCUUGUUUUUAUUAAAUCUUAUAUUUUUAACAAGAAUAAUUUUAUUCAUUGUUACGAUUACUAGAAUAUAAUUAUUUUUAAUAACCAUAUUGAUAUAUAGCAUUUUUGCCAAACUGUGCUACGCAAAUCUAUAAAUCUCAAUAACCCAAAAUCGUGCAGCCCUACUACUUCCUCCAACUCUAUACAGCAAUAAUAAUCCAUAGUGCAUUAUUGAAAUCCAAUAUGUGUGAUUAUAUUGUACUAUAAUUAAUUACUACUGAAUUAUUCCAAUAAAGCAUGAGGCUGUGGAACUGUUACUAUAGCAAUAAGAUUAUAAUAUUAAAUAUAUGCACUUUUUUACGUCGGUACAUGCGUGUUGAUUAUAUCCAGUUUUACGAUAAUUGUCUGCCCUUAAAACUAUAAUAAUGUAACAGCGACGUACCAAAAUUGAGAAAAUUCACGAAACGUCUUGCCUUUCACGUAUAAGGGAAAAUCCUAAUGCUUCCAGAGGUUGAAUAUAUAUCUCUUUUAAAGCGUACUACAUAUUGUUUCGUGUGUGAAUUUAAUCUGAAAUGUUGCUAGAAUCUCACUCGUCUUUUCAAGACUAACUUAUCUGGAAAUAUACUCUAUGCAGGUGCAUAAAAGCAGGCCCGCUGUACAUAUCUCGCACGCAUAAUUGCAUUAAAAAGCUCCGUUCUCAAGGGGGGAGAUGGUUUCCUUCGAAUGUGAUUGUAAUUGAAUUAAUUAUUAAGGUUUCUGGCUUCGCACGUGUUGACUAACUUUAACCCGAGUUCGAAUCCUGACUCUUUCUCCCAUUUCGCUUCCUGUCGACUCUGAUCUGUCCUAUCAUAUAAAAGCGAAACUUCCAAAAAUAGCAAAUUCCCAGUAGCUGACUGUAGAAGUUAAUUUAGGCUAAUCAUUAGUUAUAGCGCCCCCCGUUGGCAACGUUAAGAAUACGUCACAAAGGUACGUCUUCAAAAUGGCUGUCCGACACAGAAUACAUUUCAGCUUGAACGCUACCGUUUCAAGCAAUCUGUGUACUUGCGUAGAGUAUCUUUCAGGCCUGCAAUAUGGUUGCACUGCAAAACAGCCACCAGCCAAAAACCCCACUAUCUUUGUGGCCGUUUGGCAUCCUGCUCUUGCUCUAAUCUGUUAAACGCUGACAGCUUAAUCGUAAGCCUGGACCGUCUACAUGCAGUCUUUCCUCUAUUACAUCACUUACAAUCAGUGACAAUGACAUCAGCAGUGCUGCUUACGACAUCGCUGUACCUUCGUUUGCCGGCACCGUCAACUGCAUGUAGCAGACUCUAUAUUUUAUGCUUUAGCAGUAAAAAAAAAAGUGAAUAAUUAGUUUUAAUUGUUUCACAACGAUUGCCUUAAAAUGAAUAACCUAUGCUGCUUCACUCGUCUGAACAUGUCUUUUGGGUUUAACCGUUUUUUGUGAAAUUCAGGUGUAUCUGACCUUUAAGCAUUCUGUAUGUUUAACUGUCGAUCCGUAAUUGUCACUCAGCAAAUGACUUGAUUCAAUAAAAGAAAUUAUUCUCUUGACAA